Planococcus citri (citrus mealybug) is the source of this 1581-nucleotide messenger RNA. RefSeq lists its product as uncharacterized. Gene Ontology annotation, biological process: DNA integration. The transcript has a single exon. Gene Ontology annotation, molecular function: nucleic acid binding. The coding region runs from base 1 to 1581 and encodes 526 amino acids. NCBI's taxonomy places the organism in Eukaryota, Metazoa, Arthropoda, Insecta, Hemiptera, Pseudococcidae. The record is from RefSeq and is a predicted model, not a curated record.
AUGAGUGUGGCGUCUUCUUACAAUCUUCCUACAUGGGACCAGGAUUUCGAUAAUAUCUCCGACGACGAAGACUACCCAAACGAAGAUUUCAGUCAAGAAAGACCAAUUCGCCGAUAUCAGACCUACUUAGGAUCUAUUUGGCAGUUUGGCGUAUUUCCCUUUCGACGUUCUAACAUUGUCAGCUCGAUGGAAGCUCACUGCCUUGCAGAUGCGUUAUCAAGACUUCCGGUACCUGGAAUUAAUCCAACAUCGUUCGAAUCCGAAGCCAGUUUAGUUAUUAAUCAGAUCGUUUCUGAAACUAUUGAAAAUUUGGCUCCAACUUCUCAGUUAAUUCGUUCGAGAACAUCUUCAGAUCCGAUUUUGCAACAGAUCGUUUGUUUUAUUGCUCAAAAUUGGCCAUUGAAGAAAGAUGUUUCAGACGAAAUUAUGCCGUUUUUCAAUCGAAGAGAUUUAUUAUCGUACGAGCAAGGAAUCGUUAUGCUUGGAAGUCGAGUUGUUAUUCCUGCAACUUUACAGAAACCAGUACUUGAAAAAUUACAUUACACACACCCUGGUAUAAACGCUGUAAAAUCUUUGGCGAGAACAACGGUGUGGUGGCCAAAUUGUGAUAACGACAUCGAAAUAUUCAUAAAACGUUGUGAACAUUGUCAACGAGCUGGUCCAAGGGAACCAUCCACCCCCCUCAAUUUAUGGAAUACUCCUGAAGAAUCGAUGGAGCGAAUCCAUAUUGACUUUACAGGACCAUACCAUGGGUUUAUAUGGUUCGUUAUCAUUGACGCAUUCUCCAGAUGGAUGGAAAUUUUUGUAUUAAAAACUGCUACAACAGAGACAGCAAUCGGGAAAUUACGUCCGUUUUUCGCUACAUUCGGUUUGCCGGCGCAAAUCGUGGCUGAUAAUGGAGCCCAAUUCCGAUCGAACGAAUUUAAACAAUUUUGUUUAUCGAAUUGCAUCAAGUUGAUUUUUACUACUCCAUAUCAUAGUCGCUCGAAUGGUUUAGUCGAACGUGCAAUUCGCACCUUUAAAUGGCGCUAUGAUAAAAUGUCUAGCGAUCCGAGAUACAACGGAUCACCGUAUGAUCGGUUACAGGAGCUACUGUUUGUGUACAGAACGACUGAACACAAUACUACUGGGCGUACGCCUGCUGAAAUGUUUCUUGGACGGAAGUUAAAUACAGUAUUGGACUUACUACAUCCGUGUGUCCGUAAGGAUAUUCAUCAAAGACAAUUCAGUACCAAAGACAACAGGGAUCAAUCAUUCAAAGAUCGCGAAUUCGAAGUCAACGAUACUGUCUACGUACGACGUCCAAUAGACACAAAUUGGACACCUGCAACGAUAGCCACACGUUCAACGCCGCUAUCAUGUACGUUAGACGACGGCCGACGCAUUCAUGCCGAUCAUCUGAAAACCAGAAUCAAAACUCCGGCUCCAGAUACUCGAACAGAAGAUUCUAUCAUCGAAGAAUCGCCGAUUCCUUCUAAUUCGACCAAUGAAUCGGUAACUCAGACUCCCACAAUUCGGAGAAACUCUCAGAGAACUACGCGACGACCGCCAAGACAUUUUCAAGAUUUCGAAAUUAAUUAG